GGCCACGCAAAGCAAAGUCCAGGAAGAAAUCUUCAGGAAUCGGGAUAAUAACCUUUUUCCUCCGCAGUAUCCUGUCAACAGUGUGUGGUCUGAACGUCCGUCAGCGCUGACCUGUCAACAUGGCUGAGAACAGAGAUAAAGCUACCGAUCAAAUGAAGACAUGGAAGGAGAACAGAGUUUCUCAGAGACCAGACACACUGACCACAGGGGCUGGCCAUCCUGUUGGAGACAAGCUCAACCUGCAGACUGCAGGACCAAGAGGGCCGCUGCUGGUUCAAGAUGUGGUCUUCACAGAUGAGAUGGCCCACUUUGACCGGGAACGAAUCCCAGAGAGAGUGGUGCAUGCCAAGGGGGCAGGUGCAUUCGGCUACUUUGAGGUGACUCAUGACAUCUCUCGCUACUGCAAGGCUAAGGUGUUUGAGCAUGUCGGCAAGACCACACCUAUUGCUGUCCGCUUCUCAACUGUAGCUGGGGAAUCAGGAUCAGCAGACACAGUGCGAGAUCCUCGAGGCUUCGCAGUCAAGUUUUACACUGAUGAAGGCAACUGGGACCUGACAGGCAACAACACCCCCAUUUUUUUCAUCAGGGAUGCCCUGCUGUUCCCGUCCUUCAUCCACUCCCAGAAACGCAAUCCCCAAACCCACAUGAAAGACCCUGACAUGGUGUGGGACUUCUGGAGUCUGAGGCCUGAGAGUCUGCAUCAGGUGUCCUUCCUGUUUAGCGAUCGAGGUUUGCCUGAUGGCUACCGUUUCAUGAAUGGCUACGGCUCUCAUACGUUCAAACUGGUAAAUGCUGGUGGAGAACGUUUCUACUGCAAGUUCCACUACAAGACUGAUCAGGGAAUUAAGAAUCUGUCGGUGGAGGAGGCAGAACGUCUGGCUUCCACCAACCCAGAUUAUGCUAUUGGAGACCUGUUCAACGCUAUUGCCAAUGGCAACUUCCCGUCCUGGACCUUCUACAUCCAGGUCAUGACCUUUGAGCAGGCUGAGAAGUUCCAGUUCAACCCCUUCGACCUUACCAAGGUUUGGUCACAUAAAGAAUACCCAUUGAUCCCUGUGGGGAAAAUGGUACUCAACAGGAACCCAGUCAACUACUUUGCAGAGGUGGAACAGCUGGCCUUUGACCCCAGUAACAUGCCACCAGGCAUCGAGCCCAGCCCUGACAAGAUGCUGCAGGGUCGUCUCUUCUCCUACCCAGACACACAUCGACACCGGCUGGGAGCCAACUACCUGCAGAUCCCCGUUAACUGCCCCUUCAGGGCCCGUGUGGCCAACUACCAGCGUGAUGGUCCGAUGUGCAUGUUUGACAACCAAGGUGGAGCUCCAAACUACUUUCCCAACAGCUUCAGUGCCCCAGAGACCCAGCCUCAGUUUAUGGAGUCCAAGUUCAAGGUGUCUCUAGAUGUGGCACGUUACAACAGCGCAGAUGAUGAUAAUGUCACACAGGUUCGUACCUUCUACACUCAGGUGCUGAAUGAAGAGGAGCGCCAGAGACUUUGCCAAAACAUGGCAGGGGCCCUGAAAGGGGCCCAGCUCUUCAUCCAGAAACGCAUGGUCGAGAACUUGAAGGCUGUCCAUCCAGACUAUGGAAACAGAGUUCAGACCCUUCUCAACAAGUACAAUGCAGAGGCCCAGAAGAACACACCUCUGCAUGUCUACAGCCGUCCAGGAGCAUCGGCCAUCGCUGCGUCCUCCAAGAUGUGAUGCCUUAAAUUUCCACAGGGGGACCACCCUUCAUUUAUCUGAGAACAAAAUGCACUUACAUAAUUACCAACUGCUACUACCAGUUACAGGAUUUGUAUUUAACUUGCCAAUCAGAGACAAGACUGAAAUACUAACCCUGUAGUGUCAGGGUUAGUUCAUUAUUAAUUCAGCCAAUUCAAGCAGCUAAUGUUUUUUCUAAUCUAUAAAUAUUUGUUUGCUGUGAGUCAAAAUAUAUAAUGCAUUGCCUUAAAAAUAAGUUCUAGUAAUAGAAUAUAGCAUAAACACCAAUCAAUUCAUCAAUAUGCCUUGGCUCUCUGUACAACUCAGUCUAAGGAUAAAACCUUUGAAGUUACUUUUGUCUUGAUUGAACAGAAGUUUAACAUCAGGAUUUUUUAAUAGAUUAAAAAGUAGUCCACAAUUAAGUCUAAUUUCGACCAAUGACUAGUUAUACCAAACACCUGGUUGGAGUUGUAUGUGCAUUUUCAUAUGACUUCAUUAAUGACUGAUCCUCAGCCCCUGAUAAAUGCUAUGAUGCGUGAUGAAUGUCUCUAAUAAUUCCUCAGGUUGUGCGUGUACUACUAUGUCAUGUUUUCUUUUGCUAAAGUUAACAAAAAUGCCUCCAGAGCUGUUCUAAAUUUCUUCUGAUAACAUUCAAAUAAUAUUUGUGAAAAAAAAAAUUGGAUCAGCUUAUGACAGUGUUUUUCUUUUCAAUAUGGGUCAUAAUUAGUUUUGACCACUUUUGUUUAUGCCUGACUGAACCAUUGAUCAUAUGAAUACAUAGCAGACUAUAAUUAAUUAUGAGAAAUCCGGAUAUUUUUGAAGUUUUCACCACUUAUUCACGAGUAGAAAGAGACUGCCAUUAGUGACCUAAUGGUGAAAGAUAUUGUUAAUUCUGCAGUGUCUAAGAAAAUGUAUAGAAUUUUAAAAUGGAAAACAGCUCAGAAAGUCCUGCUUUUCUGCUUUUAUCAGGUUUAAAUGGCACAUUACAAAAUCUGACGACAUUUGAGGCGGAGCCUGAUUCUUUCAGACCAAGUUCACAUUUAAAGAUAUCAUGUAGGUCACUUUCCUGGAAAGAGAUUACAAAGAUUCCCAACAGGAUGCAAACAAUCUAAAAUCAAAUGUAUAACAGUCCAUAUGAAUUAGUUAUAUAACCUGCCAUUGAUGUGUAUUCGUAAAUCUGAAUGUAACUGAUGUUUUUAUUAAUAUUCAAGUUGUGAACUUCUUUCAGAUGAGAUGUGUAUUUAGUGCCUGUAUCAAUAAUUUGUAAUUAAAGCUUAUCAGCUACUUUCA
Molecule: messenger RNA, 2993 nt
Organism: Thunnus maccoyii (southern bluefin tuna)
Lineage: Eukaryota; Metazoa; Chordata; Actinopteri; Scombriformes; Scombridae
Gene: cat
Product: catalase
Exons: 13
Coding region: 120-1703 (527 amino acids)
Biological process (GO): hydrogen peroxide catabolic process; response to hydrogen peroxide
Cellular component (GO): cytoplasm; mitochondrion; peroxisome
Molecular function (GO): heme binding; catalase activity
Source: RefSeq, a predicted model, not a curated record